Molecule: messenger RNA, 1513 nt
Organism: Populus euphratica (Euphrates poplar)
Lineage: Eukaryota; Viridiplantae; Streptophyta; Magnoliopsida; Malpighiales; Salicaceae
Gene: GLIP5
Product: GDSL-motif lipase 5
Exons: 5
Coding region: 357-1469 (370 amino acids)
Molecular function (GO): lipase activity
Source: RefSeq, a predicted model, not a curated record
AAAAAAGACUGUUAAGUUACUUAAGAGCUCAUUGACUUUGAUGUUCUUUUUUUAAUUCAUCAUAUGUUUGAUCUGUCAGAUUUUGCCUAACACAUCCUCGAAAGUCCCUUUCAUCGUGCCAAACUCAAAAAAGUUGACUACAAUGUCCACACUUGUAAAUCUCAGCUCCUUGUUUUGAACCAAGAACUCCCAUUGCACCCAGUUGAACGAGGUCGGUCUUUUCUUGAUAUAUAUAUGCGUAUAUGUAUAAUUCUUCAGCCAUGUAAAUGAAGCAAUGGCAAAGCUCCUACAUAUUUAAAGUCAAGCCAUAGACCACAAGAGGUCUCCGUGAUUGAUGAGAGCAAAACGAGUAAGGUAUGGCGAAGAUAAGUCAACACUUCUUGUAUGCUUUUCUUCUUCACGCGGCCCUCAUUUCAGCAAGAUGCCAAGCAACAUCCGAGCAUCCAAAGAAACAUGUUGUUGCCUUCUUCAUCUUCGGUGAUUCAUUUUUAGAUGCCGGCAACAACAACUAUAUCAACACCACAACUCUUGACCAAGCAAACUUCUGGCCUUAUGGAGAAACCUUCUUCAAGUUCCCCACCGGUCGUUUCUCUGACGGUCGUCUGGCACCGGAUUUUAUUGCUAAAUAUGCAAAUCUUCCAUUUAUCCCACCUUUUCUGCAACCUGGCAUUGAUCAAUAUUACUAUGGAGUCAAUUUUGCAUCUGCCGGAGCUGGUGCUUUAGUUGAAACAUUUAAAGGGGAUGUGAUUGAUCUUAGAACACAGUUGAGUUAUUACAAGAAGGUGGAGAAGUGGUUGAGACAUAGGCUAGGCAAUGAUGAAGCCAAGAUGACAAUAUCAAAAGCUGUAUACUUGUUUAGCAUUGGAAGCAAUGAUUACAUGAGCCCUUUCUUGACCAAUUCCACUAUUCUAAAGUCAUACACAAACUCCAAAUACGUUGGGAUGGUCAUCGGCAACUUGACAACCGUGAUUAAAGAAAUAUACAAGUUGGGGGGCAGAAAAUUUGCAUUUAUCAAUGUCCCACCACUGGGCUGUCUGCCCACAAUCAGGAAUAGCAACGGUAGCUGCCUGAAAGAAACUUCAUUGCUUUCAACACUACACAACAAAGCUCUCUCCAAGCUCCUCCGUGAACUGGAGGAGCAAUUGAAGGGUUUCAAAGACUCACACUUUGACCUCAACAGCUUUCUUGAACAAAGAAUCAAUCAUCCUUCUCAAUUCGGUUUCAAGCAAGGGGAAUCAGCAUGCUGUGGAACUGGGCCAUUUCGAGGAGUUUUUAGCUGUGGAGGAAAGAGACUAGUGAAGCAGUUCGAGUUAUGUGAAAAUCCUAAUGAAUAUGUGUUUUGGGACUCUAUUCAUCUCACUGAAACGGCUUACAGACAAUUGGCAGAUCAAAUGUGGGGUGGAGGGGCUGGCCACCCUCAUGUUCUUGGGCCUUAUAAUCUAAUGAAUCUAUUCCAAACAGAAACUUAAGACUCUGUUUGGCACCGUAUUUUGAAGAAUUUCCGAAUUUUUUA